AUGGGGCGACUGAGCCAAGAAGCCAAGUCUCCAGAUCAGGUCAUGGCGAACAUGUCGGCACUUUUCGACCAGCUCAUGUUCCGCCGUAGGAUCGCCAUGUGGACCCCGGUGAAAUCCACCGGCGCGGACGUCUGCGGCUUCGUGUCGCCGGUGGCGCUGGCGCUGCUCGUGGUGGUGGCCACCCGGCGCCUGGGCGCGGACGAAGCGCCGCUGCUGUGGAAGCUGCUGCUGGAGGUGCUGGUGGACGUGGCCCAUGUCUAUGGCACACUCUGCCGCACCGUGCUAGACUCCGAGGCUACAGCCUUGAACUGGAGACUCUACCUCCUGGCCGUGCCAGGCUUGCUGCUGCCCACGUUGUUUGUGAACAUCGUCUUUGGGACCUGGCUUGGCUGGUCGCUGCUCUCCUACUACGCCAUGUUCCACUUUGCCAAGCAGCCCUUCGGGCUCUUGUGCAUUUACAAGGCGCGGCAAGGGGAGCGAGACCCGAAGGAGCACCAGCUGGACUACUGGACCUGCCUCGCAGGCGCGGGCCUGCCGCUGCUGCAGUGGCACGCCGGGGACUUCCCGGACUUCGCGUGGUUCGGCGGGGAGGACGAGAAGAAGCUCUUCCAGCUGCCGGCGGUGCUGCUGGGCCCUCUGCGUGCGCUCCACGUGCUGGUACCAGGCGUCUGGCUGAGUUUCUACCUCUGGCGCUGGCUCCGCGGUGGGCGCCUGAACCUGGGCAAGCUGUGGAUCAUGGUAGCCACAUACUUCACCUGGUACAUGGGCAUGUGUGGCCACCAUGUGCGAUCGCUCGCCUUCAUCAACCUCUUCCAUGGCAUGUCCUCAAGCUUUUUGGUCUACCAUGUGGUCCGGCAGCGGUACAGCCUGUGGGAGGCGAAGAACCCGCAGACCAUGCACUGGAUAGACGAUCAUUUCAACUGCGUCUUGGUGUCGACGCCGGUAUUUUACACCUGCUUCCUGUGCGGCUUGGCGUGUGGGGAAGACCUGGCCUGGGACAUCUUGAUCCACCAGGACUACAUGCGACCGCCGGUGGCACCUUUGGAGGGCCUGGGCCGACAGGUGGCGGUGAGCUGUUUGAUGCUGCCGCAGCUGGCGCAUUACUUCCUGGAUGGCUUCAUUUGGAAGAUGGGCCCUCAGAACCCGGGGCUGAAGGAUGCGGUGGUGACCAUGGCCAAAGACGCCAAAGACCGCUGA
Messenger RNA from Effrenium voratum, 1197 nucleotides. Lineage: Eukaryota; Dinophyceae; Suessiales; Symbiodiniaceae. The record is from the annotation of a GenBank genome assembly.